This is a messenger RNA of Sphaeroforma arctica JP610, 431 nucleotides long. RefSeq lists its product as hypothetical. The annotation marks the transcript as partial. Gene Ontology annotation, biological process: vesicle transport along actin filament; actin filament organization. Gene Ontology annotation, cellular component: cytoplasm; vesicle; actin cytoskeleton. The transcript has a single exon. Gene Ontology annotation, molecular function: ATP binding; actin filament binding; microfilament motor activity. The record is from RefSeq and is a predicted model, not a curated record. Lineage: Eukaryota; Ichthyosporea; Ichthyophonida.
UGCAAGCAUAGUAUAUGCAUGUAUCCACACAAAUCGUCAGUCAUAUAUACUUAGGUGACAGUACAUCUACACAAAUCUGCUCAUCUGAUACAUACAUGCACCUUCAGUGUCUUCACGCACACGGACAGGAAUACAACCUCCAUACACUCCUGUGCAUAGCCUCACACAUCAACCUACCUCACUCAUACUCAAAAUAUGUCAACAUCGUCACACAACGCCAGGAGUAUAAUCUCAAGGUUAAAGACAAGCCCUUCCUGUGCAACCCCAUGAUUCUGCAAGAUGUGGACGAUCUUACAGAGCUGAGUUAUCUGCACGAACCGGCUGUGUUGCACACACUCAGGACACGCUAUGAGAAUCAGGAGAUCUACACAUACUGUGGCAUUGUGCUGGUGGCUAUGAAUCCUUUCGCCUCGCUGGAUAUAUACUCCAAG